AUUUAUCAAGGUAACUGCUGUCCAAGUACCAACGCUUUGACAGGACACACGUUCCUAGUUCAGGACCAGAAAAGUUCGUUCUAGAACUAAAUUGGAUCUAAAUCUUUGGACUGUCAUUUUUAACUCCGCGUGGUUCUCUGGCCUGUACAACAAAGCACACUGUUUUGGACCUACAGUCCCCUUGGAUUGUGUAUAUAAAGUUGUUACCCAGGAUACAACAGGAUCCUUGCAGUGUUUGCUGGCUAUGUGAUCAUGACCACCCUAUGAUAAGGUGGUGAGUUAGUACCCCAUACCUCCUCACCAGUACAGGAGGGGGGAAACAUCUUCACUGCAGCCAUUGGAGAUAUUUUUUUUGACAAGUUACAUUUUCGGCUUUCUGCCUUGCCUGUAUCUCCGGUUGCUCUCCCAGACAUCAUCAUUUGAAGCCAGCUGAUGUGUGUAUGUUAUCAAAUCUGUAAUAAUGAUGAAGAAAUUGGCACUUAAUCUGCUCAAGAGUGCAGAUGAGAAGCUGAGAAGUCUUGGGCACCACAAACAGCAGGGCAGCAGUAAACCUGGCACCACAAGUGGUGUCAGUGGUCACCCCAACCUACCUGUCCAGCUCCGGCCAGUGGUAACUGAAACACCAUUCCUGCAGCAGAGUACGCAGUCAUCCCCAAUCCAGACCCAAAGUCCCCUGACCCAGGGGUCAGGUCCUGCCCCUCCCAGACCACCCCCACCCACACAGCUAGCUCUGAAAGUGACCACACACGAUCUCAAUGACCAAAACAUGUCUGACCGACGUAUUCAAAGGGUUGGUCGGAGGGACCAGGGAACAGUGGCUGCAUCCACCGGGAGACAGGAAGCAACUUCGGUUCAGGAAUCGAGGUCUGCUGCCAUUAAACGUAGGUCACGCAGUGAGGGACCAGCAGGUCGUCUCAAACCGAGGAAUUCUAUGGACGAAAAAAAAAUGCAUGAAGUGAGAGAGAGAAACAGCAAAUCUGGUCAAGUCCGCGCAAAACAAACAACAAGACAUUCAAUGUUCACUGAGCCUCUGUCAGAUGACGGAUUUCCUGAUGUUCAUGGAAGCUCAUCGAGUGCUACAGAUUCCGAUCAGGAUAGAAAAACAUGGGUGAAAAAUCCUUUAAUGGUAAAAAAAGUUCGGAAAAAUGAUAAACGGAAAUCGUUGAAUACAACAUUAGAUGUGGGUGGAAAGGAAAACAAGAUAAAUCCGAGUGAACUCUCUUAUAUCACCAGUCGGUCACCACAGGUGUCUAGUAGAGAGGCAGUGUUGUACCAAGACAAGAUGGGUAACACUGUCGGUCAAAAAGCAAAGUAUCAAAAACUUGAGGAGAGGCGUAAAAAACGUGUUGAUAUAUUGGUGACUUCUGAUGAGGAACUGAAUUCGCCGGAGUUGAGAAUAUCUCGUCUCAGACAAAGAGCAUUACAAGGAUCAAAACUUGCUACAAAACUCCCAGAUCGACUUGAGGACAUAGAUUCCCUACAAAUCUCAGAAAUACAACCGAUGACCAAAUUGACCAAUGCUCCAGUCACAAAUACUCAAAGACUACAACCGGAACCAGCAGAAAACGAGUCAUCGUCGUCGGAGCAAAUCACACUUAGACCAAUUGGACCUGGGCAAACGAAUCUAAAUUAUGACAGUUACCGAAAAAUGGAAAUAGAGAAUAACCGAGCCAAUACUCGGUUUGAUGGGUCAAGGAAUAGCAGUAAUAUUAACCUGAAGGAAAGCUACCAUGGAUAUGUCCACACAGGUCGUGAAGGUCAAGGACGUGUCAGUCAAGGACAGGGAUACAAGAAAAUCCCGAAACAAGAUACUGAUUUCAUGGGUGGCAAUAUAUUUCAGAAAAACGAGGAAUUUCCAAAAGUUUCUCUUCAGCGAAGUGAAUCUUACGGAUCAGGUGACACAAGUGGCAAGCGAUAUAGAGAGCUCCCACAAGAGGGGAUAACUCGUUACUCAACGACAAUCAAUCAGUUUAGUUCGAACCAUCCAUCAAAAUCAGAACGGGGGAGUCAUAAGGGUAGAGUGGGAAGUGACAAUGAGAUGAGUUUCAAUGAUCUUAAUUCAAAUCGACCAAUGGUUUUGAAGAAAGCUAUUGACAGGGUGGAUAAUAAAAGGAAGUCCAACGAUGAUGAUGAUUCUCUAGACGAGCUCAUUGAAUCAAACAUUCAGUAUUUGGAAAGUGAAAUAGAAAGUGGGCGCUUACAGAUGCCCCAGCCGUCUUCUGUGCAAAACCAACAAUUUUUCAAAGAGUCAACAAGGAAAAUGGCUUCCGAGGAAUCUCCAAAACAAGCUUCCUCUUUUGAAAAUGUGUCGCGGCCCACAGUUUCAAGUUCAUCAUUUCAAAAUGAAGUGAAAUUAAGACUUCAAAUUCCAUCCGCAACCAGCUCUCCUCGUCCUGUGAUACGAUCUGUGAAGCCUCCCAUUGCUAGUGAUGGAAGCGGGAGUUGUUCUAGCUUGAGUCAGUACGAUGCUUUAUCAAACACACCUUCUGGGUCAACAUCCCCAUCACCUUCACGUAGUGUUUACACGCAUGUAUUCCAGAACACUGUUCCAAAGAUUGAACGCCGCCACCAGUCCGCGGCGCACAGUCCAUAUCUUCAGCGGAGACCAACCGAACUCACUGAAAUGGAAGAUUUGUCAAAGUCGGACAGUCAGUUAAAUACGCAGAGUUUCCAUCAGGGGUAUGCACCUCAAUAUCUAAAUCCACAGCAAGGGUAUAUGCGACAUGCCAAUUCUUCAUCAGCCGUAACACAGUAUGACAAUUGUGAAGAAAACCAAGUUUCACUUAAAAAUCUCUCAAUGCCCAUUGUAGAACAAGGUAUGUUCUCAGAUGUAGAAUAUGACAUAGAAGUGUCGGAAAGGGUUAAAAAAUGGGAAAAAUACAUGAAAAAGAAAAAACCUACAGAUGAUUCCAAGUCACCUUUAUCACUGUCAACAAUUUUAGAGCCGGAGGGUGGUAUCCCAGAAGCCUGGCUUCAAGAGGCGAUGAUGAUGCAAGAAAUUGAUCAGAUUCAAGAAAGCUUUGCGUCCUUGCCAAAGAAGAUUCAACCUCCUCCAAGUAGAGCUGUUUCCUCUGUUACAGUCACCGUGACAAAGUCUACGUCACAUAUAGCACCAGCUCCUAACCCUAAACCUCAAUUUCUACAGCAGAUGCAGCAGGAACGACAGAAGCAAUUACAAGAACAAAUGCAGCAGCAACAACAUCAACAGAAAAUCCAAUACGAGCAACAACAAAGGCAGAUGCAGCUUCAGCAGCAGCAACAACAGUAUGAACAACUUAAACAACAACAAAUGCAACAACAACAACAACAACAACAACAACAACAACAACCAUACCAAUACCAGCAGCAAGAGUAUGCUUCUGCGCCAGAUUUUGAUGAUCCGAAAGUUUUGUCAACAGAGACUAAUUCUCAUCGUGUCUUUCGUUUGGUGAAGGAACCAGGUGGUACAGCAAUAACUCGAUCCAGUGACAACUCGUUACAGUUUGUCCAAAACCCUAACGUUUACAACAGUAAGACGUACGCUCCACCAAAAACAAAUUCUCAGAAGGACGAGACGAAGCGGGCAAGGCGAGCUAUAUCUGAGGAACAGCUUGAAAAGGGAGAUAAAUCUGAAAUAAAUGUCACUUUUACCAAAGCAUGGCCACCGCGUAGAAAUAAGUCCUUCUCAGAGGAACAGAAACAGGCCCGACUCUCCAAAUAUGAGGAGGAGUUGUCGGAACUUCAGGAGUUGAAACAGGACAGUGUGAAGGAUUUAAGAAAGCGGUUUGAUUCUGAUGCAAGUGGGAAUGAGGGAACAGAUACAUAUGAGGAGACACUCUCGGCUGCACGUACGCCUGUUAUUCAUAGGAAACAGUACAUACUUCCUGUGGAUCAGGUAGUGCCAGAUAAACAGGUGCUGGAAGAGAAAAUUGUAACAAAGGUGAGUCGUCAGGAAAGCAAACGUCCGAGCGACCUACAGAAUAUAUCUCCAAAGCUGUCAGACAAUGUCAAAGAGAAGGAGGUAUGGUCCCCGCAUCUAGAGAGUUCUAAAGGUCUUGUAAGUAUAGAGCGAGUCAAGGCCAGAACCCUCCAAACAAUCCCCUUCUCGGAGGACCCAUUCUGGAAACAGAUAGAAGAGAUGACCAGUUUUGACAAACUCAUGAAGUCUGGUGAGGUUAUAGACGUGGCUGAUGUUUCUCGACCAGUAGAAUCUAUCGCUUAUAUUAAGCAGAACCCUGACGAAGAGAUGAUAUGCACAUCAUAUGCACACGUCGUAAGCACGAACAGUACAACUAUAUAUUGCCAGUCGCCCAGUUCCACUAGUUUACCCAUACCAACUACACGAGCGAAGUCGUUCAGCACGCCGGAGAUUCAGCCUCUCAAGCUGGGUAAUGCCCCUGUCAUAAAGAGCAGUGUGGCAGCCUUGGACGAGGUGCUGGAGGAUAUACGGUCAUCACUUAAACGUAAACCUGUCCCAGCACAUGGAACGACCAGAUCUGCUCCGGUAGAGAAAGAGUCGCCAUUCUUUUCUCCCUUGCGAUCUCCAGUAUUACAACCAGUUCAGCAAAUCCCUGUAUCAAAUAUACCAGGAUAUCAGCCUGUACACGUAGCAAGUAAUAUAGCGCGAACGUUGAUUCAGACUCAACAACCGAUGACAGCUGGAGUCCAGAGUAUCGCUCACAGUGUCCCUACCUACCAGUCGCAGCGAUUGGCUGAGCUACAAAAUCAGUUAGGUAUCACUAAGCAACAGGCUCAGCCGGCCACAGUGAGUGUACAGCAACAACAGCAACAGCAACAACAACAGCCGGGCGCACAAGCCAUGCACUUCAUUCCAGAGUAUUCAGCGGAUCCUUUUAUCAUCAAUGGUAACUACCAGCUAGACCCAAUGAUCUUGAAGGAGAAACUACUGGACACUGGGCUAGCUGAGAUGUCCGACAGUGGAGGUUCAUUGAAGGGAAUCACAAGUGGAAGUGGAAGAGGAUCCGUAACGCCUACAACUGCAGCAACACAAAGACGGCCGAGUGUUGACGCGGAAAAGCAAGUGUUACAGACAGUGGAGGAUUUGAAAAACUUGGCGAGAGAUGUGGAAAACCGGCUGAGUCUCAUUCGUAGCAGGAUUGAGUGUAGUGAUGAGAAUAGACUAGACUCCAUUCUAGGUGCUUUGAGAAACUUUGCCCCUAAUGUCGAACCUGCAGUGGUUCAUCAGCCAACGGUUCAACUAACGAGUGAAUAUCACUCUAGGAAAACAAAACUUCAAGAGGCACUCUCAGAGCUUGACAAAAUCUACAAGAAUUUAAAUGUUGUUGAACAGCCUCGGUCUGUUACUACUACGGUUACCACAGAGACCAAGGGUAACACAAUACCACGUCUCUCCGGUACACAUGUUGAGUAUCGGUCACAGAUUAAAAAAAGAAACAAAUCGGAUUCGGAUUUCAUGACAAACUACUCUGAGGAAUCAAUAGCGGAGGUAGAGAGGGAAACACAAAGGGAAUUUGAGGAUAUUACUCAAGCAUUUCAGCAUUUAUUAGCUGAGGUUGACCGUGAAACUGACCAGGAUUUAACGGAGCCGUCAACUCCUACACAAAAGGACCCACAAACACACGCACAGGAGAUAGAGGCCACUAUAGAAUCCUUCCUCCAGGAAUAUCGUGAUUCGGGGAAACUUCCAGGAGGACAGAGUGCAAGUUUUAACAGAGCAAUUGAAGGCCUGGCUGCCAAGGAAGUGGGUAUUCCAAAUAGAUGUAGAGACAUUCAGAAGUCAGAGGUGUUUACUACAUCGUCUGGGCCUUUCUCAGUUCUCGUUGGCAUCAAUGGUAAUGGAAAGAAAAGUGGUAAAACCACUACGAAGCCUAAAUCGAAACCUCCGUCUACAACUGCUCUUGUUAGAAGUAGUCCUCCACAACCCACGUGGCAUAACAACCCUAUGCACACAGCAUCAGUACAGACAGGCACAGAACAAGAACACUGCGGUGAAGUCACGGAGCAAGACGUUAAUUUGGAUGAGGUGUUCAAGUCCGUGUUGGAGGACAUAUCGGACGACUCCAGUGAACACAGUCUUGAGAACAUCAAAAUGGUAUCUCGACGAGGAAAGCGCCACAUGGCGCACAGGAAAUCUAUGCCAGCUGAAAUGUUUAAGAGAAGCAUUGAGACCAAGACUAUCGAGACACAGACUGAUACUCCUAGCAUGGAACCAAGGAAGGAUAAGAUCAAAUCUAGGAAGACAGAACUAUCGCGAGAGGAUUCGAUCUCCAGUGAGAGCUCUCUAGACGCAAAAGGCCCGCAAAGGAAGAAAAUUGCAAGGAAUAUUGCAAUGAUGAUGGAGAUUUUCAGCUCAAGUGAGGACGAACGCCGUAGGACAUUGACACAUUCUCACAGCGCUCCAGAUUUACGAGAAAUAUUCGAUGGAGACAGAAUAUUUUCAAGACAGAACAGUAAUAGCUCGCAAGGGAAAAUACAGACUCCAAAAAUGGUCAAACAGCGGUACGAAGCUAGAGCGAAGAAAAGGGCGGCGCAGGUCUACACACGGGAAACAAGCAUGGAGGAAAAGGUGGAGGACUUUGCAUGGACUUCGGCUACGUCUGAUGAUGGUUCCCAAAUAUCACAGGGUUCAAAACCUCCACUACACCCUAAACGGAAACAAAAAUCAACCAGUCCCGACCGUUCGAUCUUGGAUGGAAAAUCUGGAAGCCGGAAAGGAUCAUCCAAUGAUUGUGAUAGUGUCAAAUCAGAGGUUGUACUACGGAAAAAGAAGAGGCGCACGAGCUCUUCAAAUUCACAAGAUGAACACGACCGACCACACAGUUUCCACGAACUAGUUGCUAUGUUUGAGACAAAUCCAGAUCGUUUAAGCAGAUUGCAGAAUUCACUGAGAAGGUGUGCCUCGGCGGAUAUGGUAUUCAUGGAGACGGUGAUGAAGAAGUCCUACCACUCAGAGCCCGACCUCAGAGACAAUGUAUCCACCGACUUUCAAAGUGCUAAACUAUUCCUAGAAAUCCAAGUCAAAUCAUGAACAAUCAUAAAACAUAAUUCAUAAUGGCCACCGAAAACAUCACUUGAUUAUCAUUUAGCUUACAAAAUCAUAUUGAAAACAAACAGAAAUACCUUGUGGAGAAUAUUACUUUCUCAAAUUAGAAUACAGAUAAAGAAUAGAUAUAAUCGUCAGCCGAUCGUAGGAAUCAAUUGUUAUAAAGUAAAUCCUUGUAACUACAUCUAAACAUGAUAGUGAUAAGCAACUCAAUAAUUCAACUGUAAAUUGCUGAACAAUGUCACCUUGUACUGGAAUCACACGUUUCAUUACUGUUUCACUAACACAGAGUAGAAACACUAAUGAUUCUGUUUCCCCGCUAUCGCUGAUCUUUCAAAAAUAGGUUGUGAUUUGAAAGGUGAAAGCAGACUUGAAGUUUUUUGUCAGUACUGUCCUAAUGUAGGAAAUGCUCAGUUCUGUUCUUGUGAGUUGGUAAAUUAAAAACAACAUCUACAUGUACAGUGUAAUUGUAAGUGGAGAUAUCCACAUAGAUAGCCCCCUCUCAACUAACUUCGUGUCCUGACUCCGACUGUUUAACAAUUUUAUCAAGAUCAAAGAGAGGCAUAAUAAUUUUAGCUCACCUGGCCCGGAGAGGCAGUGACCUUAGCAUAGCUCGGGUCCGUCGUCCGUCAACACUUUCUUUGAAUCGCAACUAGUCCUGAACGCCUGAAUGGAAUUUGAUGAAAUUUUGUCUGGAGCAUUACUGGGCAAAGAGGAUUCAAUGCUUUGUAAACCAGCGUGUGGCUGCCCUGUGGCUGGUACCAGUAGGAGAAGUAUACCCUUUAAAUCGCUAGUUCUCCUGAGCAACUAAAUGGAUUUUGAUAAAAUUUCGUCAGGAGCACUAUUGGGAAAAGGAGAUCAAUGUUGUAUAAAUGAGGACUGUGGCUCCCCUGGGAUCGGAGGGGCAAGGCCAAAUAGGGGAAAUACAUCAAAUGCUUUAAAGUAUUUCUUAUUCUUUAAGAGCGAUAUGAUUCGGUUUAAACAAUUGUUGGGAGACUUGACUCAAAAACGUAGAGAAUUAUUUGUAAUAUGUAACUUCAAUGAGAAUGUUCUGCUAAGUGAGCGAUGCAGGCCCUCUGGACCUCUUGUUUAUGUUACCUUCCCUUAUCUUCUUAAUGACGUAUCAAAACUUACACUAAACAUAAAUGAUAUAACUACUUGAAUGUAUAAUAUCCUAAGUGGCCAAUUUUUAUUUUAUUUCUUUUUUUUACUGAGCAAAGAUCUCUAGUAUUUAUGAAGAUGUGUCAUAUAUGGUUAUUUUACGUAUCGGCAUUAAAAUGCCCCAUUAAUGUAUCAUCACUAUGUUUUAAACUAUUUAAUGCUGUAAAUAUAGUAGAAGUAGUGUUUUAAUAUCUUUUAUAAUUAAUUUUGUAUAUAGUAAUAUGGUAAUUAAGCCACAAAUUUCACACACGUUUUAUACGUUUGUAAAGACGGAUCAAUUUGCCCUUCUCUGUAAUCCGUCCUCAGUCCGUCGGUCCCUCCAUAAACGAUUCUCGUUAUCGCUCUUUCACCAAUUUCAACUGUAUAGGAUUGGUCCAAAUGGUCUGUGUGGCUCUCCUGGGUCGGGGGGCAAAUAAGGGAUAUAUAGCUAAUUAAAAUCCUUCUGUAUGAAUGGCAGG
Pecten maximus is the source of this 8622-nucleotide messenger RNA. RefSeq lists its product as uncharacterized. The record is from RefSeq and is a predicted model, not a curated record. Lineage: Eukaryota; Metazoa; Mollusca; Bivalvia; Pectinida; Pectinidae.